Molecule: messenger RNA, 504 nt
Organism: Rotaria sp. Silwood2
Lineage: Eukaryota; Metazoa; Rotifera; Eurotatoria; Philodinida; Philodinidae
Source: the annotation of a GenBank genome assembly
AUGUCUUUAAAUGACAUUGACCAACGUAUUGAAAAUCUAAGAAAAGAAGAAAAACAAAUUCAAGAUGUCUAUAAAGAGCUUACUCGAUUUCUUCAUAGAAAUGCAAUACUUCCAAUUAAUGAUGAUUUUCCUGAUUAUAUUCGAUAUUUUAUUCGUGAAGAACAGUUGAAGCAGAGUGUAGGUGCUCGCAAUACUGAAGUCAUUAAUAAUCUUGAGAAAUUAAUGGCUGACUUUAUGAAUGAUAUGGAACGAUUCAAAAAAACAAUACAAGAUGAAAGAAAUUUAGAAAGUACAACUGAAAGUCUGCGACCUGAAGAUAUAUUCAUUUUGGUUGGUACUCUCUAUCAUUUACCUAUUAAUGGAAAACAAAUUCGUGAUCAAGUUGAGGGAAUCGAAUUUAGUCAAGGAGAAUACAGCGCCAAAGGUGAGGUUCAAGUUAAAUUGCCAGCUAAAGCUGCUUCAUCAAGCGUGAUGCUUCAAUUGAAAGACAUCGUGUCAAAAUGA